Molecule: messenger RNA, 1176 nt
Organism: Musa acuminata AAA Group (dessert banana)
Lineage: Eukaryota; Viridiplantae; Streptophyta; Magnoliopsida; Zingiberales; Musaceae
Product: F-box protein At5g49610-like
Exons: 1
Coding region: 1-1176 (391 amino acids)
Molecular function (GO): protein binding
Source: RefSeq, a predicted model, not a curated record
AUGGUCGGUACGCUCAAGAACACAUGCAGCAUCAACCUCGUUGUUCUGAAGAAGCUCGCAAGUAGGAGCUGUCUACUUCCAGACGACGUGCUCAUAGAGAUUCUCUCCUACCUCCCAGCGAAGACCUUCUUCAAGUUCCUCUCAGUCUGCAAGACCUUCCGCCAACUCUCGUCAAAUUCCCAUUUCCUCCUUUCACAGUCAUACCACAGCAAGGCCAUCUCUGGCUUCUUCGUCCAACGCUACUCCACCUUCAGGUCCCUCCUCCUCAUUGACCCCUACGCUGGCAUGCCCAGGAGUAGCCUCGAUUGUCUGAGGAAGCGCAACACAAGAAUCCUCGGGUCAGUCGGUGGCCUCGUCUUCGUCUGGCAUAGGAAUGACGGAUCGUUCAAUGCUACCACCAGUAGCUUAUUUGUCUACAAUCCAGCCCGUAGGACUCGGUGCCAGCUUCCCUCUCCGCCAAGCAAGUGUCUCCGAGGCGGCAUCGCUGUGAGAUUCAUGACCGACAUCAACAGGUUGACGAAAGACUACAAGCUGGUCUACCUAUCACCGACCGGCCAAAGCUCGUUGUACCAAUGUCAGGUGUAUGACUCGGCGGCAAGGGCAUGGACGAUGAACAAGCAACUAAAUUGCGGGUGGAGGGCACUCGAUUUGCAGCACCCAGUGAUCAACGGCGAGACCGUAUUUUGGGUGUCGACCUUGCGAACGCAAGUGGUGAUCGACCCGUAUGUCUUCGCCUUCAAUAUGAGGACGGAAUGCACGGAGACCAUCGAACUACCGCAAGAAGCAACCGUCAGAGACGCCGACACGAUCGGGAUUGCCGAAUGGGGGCGGAGUACAAUAUGCUUGAUCCAUUACGGGAGUCUCUCUCAGGUGUUCGCUCUGUGGCUACUGAGGGAGACAAGAAACGGUGUGCCAAGAUGGAUGAAAGCGCAUGAGAUAAGCUUGGGGCAGAUGGGGCUUAGGAAACCAUGCUACGUGAGCUCCGUCAUGCUAAGUGAGGUGGAGACGAUCAUGCUACUUGUUUUCACCGUAUACGACGUGGUGUACAGCUACAGUAUACAGGAUGGAGAUCUGAAGAAGCUAGGAUCAGUGGGUAUCGAUGACCCCACACUGAUCCCUUACGUUAAUUUGCUUCGGCCAUGCAGUGAGCAAGAGGAGCUAUUGGAAGCGAUAUGA